AUAGUGGAAAAGGAGAAGCUUAAGAUCAGAUUAGGUUAUGCUUCGGUAUUGAAGAACAGAAUCCCACUGCCAAGGCGGUUGGUUCCAACUUCCAAAUUCUGAUUCCGUGCUCCCAAUUCUUCGAUAUCUGCACACACAAGAACGCUCGAAGCCAGCAAGCAAAGAAGUGUUUUCCAUCUUUGCGUUGUGAACAAGGAAAGCAUAUCCCCCAAGUCUUGAAGACCCCAAAUGGUUCUGUUCCUUCUUCCACCAACAAAGCACUUGUGUCACCCAAUUUGCAAAGGAAAAUGUCGUUUGCAGAAUCAAGUCCAGCUAUGUCUAUGGAUGAUGUCAUGGCUGCUACUAAUGAAUUUGCUAGGGGAUUCAACCACAGUUACUACCUACCCCUUCACAUGGCGAUUCUAAAAGGAGAUUGGGAAUCUGCAAAGUCAUUCCUUGAUGCUGAUCCAAGUGCAUGGACAUCAAAGAUCACCUCACUGGCCAGAACACCAUUGCACGUUGCCGCCGUAGGAGCUCAGUGGAAGAUACUUGAGAAGUUAGUGCAUCAUGUGCCUUCAGAAUUACUAGCUGAAUUGGAUUCCAUGGGUUUCACUUGCCUUCACUAUGUUGCAAUGGGAGAAAGCAUUGAUGCUGCAAAGGCAUUGUUGGCUAAGAAUCAUUCUUUGACACAGAUAACUGAUUUUAAAGGGUUUACACCACUUUUGUAUAGUGUUACCUCUACCAGAUGUAAAGAGAUGGCAUGGUACCUUGCAAUGAAUACUGUAGAUGAAAGACCUGGUUUUCCGUUUUCUAGUGAGUCGUCUCGUCAACUUGUCGCAUUGCUUACUGCUGCAGGAUUUCAUGAUAUCACCAUGUAUCUUCUUCAGCGCUACCCCAACUUGGCAACUAUUUCAGAUUCAAAUGGAAGCAUUAUACUUAAUGUUUUGUCAAAGAAAACUUCUGAUUUCCAAAGUGGAAAUAAGUUUGGGAUUUUGCACAGAUGCAUUUACCAUUGUGUUCCAGCUCAACUUGAUCAUUUACCACAUGGUGAUUUAAGAGAUUCUUAUGACCAAUCAAGCCAUCAUCAAUCAUAUUCUGGAAGCAAAAUAUGGAAUGCAAUUCAAACUUCUGCUCCUAGCAUAAAGCAUUUAAGAGAUGCAAAGCUGAGACAAGUGUUUUCUGAGAGAUUGGUAGAACAUGUUUGCUCUCAAGCUUCAACCAUGAGCAACACUCAAUUUUGGGAGUCUUUUGUGAGCAUGGAAAUUAUCUACAAUGCCACAUCGUCUGGCAUAGUCGAGAUUUUAAGGAUAUGUUUCCAGUUUUUUCCGGAUUUGGUUUGGACUCGCAUUCCAAAUGAAGGAUAUAUAGUUCAAAUCGCCAUUAAAUAUAGACAAGAGAAGGUUUUUGGUUUCAUAUGCAAGAUGCCAAUAAUUUCCAAGAUUUUAAUCUUAGCAUUAGACGAAUCACACAACACAACAUCACAUCUAGCAGCAAGAUCUGCUCAUUCUCAACUGUUAUCAGUUUCUGGUGCAGCAUUUAAAAUGCAGAAGGAGUUACAAUGGUUCAAGAAAGUUGAGCAAUUGGAUCACCCUAUUCACAAGGAAAUUAAGAACCAAGAUGGAAAAACAGCAUGGCAACUAUUCAAGGAAGAACACAAGACUUUGCUAGAAGAAAGUGAGAAAUGGAUGAGAGAUACAGCAAACUCCUGUAGCAUAGUGGCAGCUCUUAUCGUUACGACCGUUUUCGCCGCAGUUCUCACAGUACCUGGAGGUAACAACCAGGAAAAAGGAUUUCCAAUAUUCUUGCCAGAUAACACAUUCCUAGUGUUUGCUGCAUCGGUCGCAUUGGCUUUGUUUUCUUCCAUGGCUUCUCUUCUGAUGUUCUUGUCAAUCCUAACAGCUCGCUACGCUGAAAAAGAUUUUCUCAAGGCGUUACCUCGGAGAUUAAUAUGGGGUCUUGCUUUGUUGUUCUUUGCCAUUGUUACUACCAUGGUAGCAUUUGCUGCUGCGCUUUCUUUGGUUCUUCGCAAUAGACUAAAAUGGGUGUGGAUACCAAUAGCUAUUAUGGCUUGUGUCCCAAUUGCUCUAUUUGCAAAGCUUCAAAUUCCCUUGUUCGGAGGAAUGAUCAUAUCAACUUAUAGAUCUAGCAUUUAUCAUCCUUAAAAUCUUUGUAAGGCUUUUGAGAAUUGAUAAACAAAAGCAUACAUUAGAACCAGUGAAGUGAGGGUUUGCACUACUUCAAAUUUGACAAGAGUGUUGCAGCAUUCCAAAUAGUGAAACAAAUGUAUAUUGAUUCUCCCAUAGUGGUUUCUAUCAUGAAUAUUAAUAAUGUACACCAUUCACACCUAUA
Arachis ipaensis is the source of this 2328-nucleotide messenger RNA. RefSeq lists its product as uncharacterized. The record is from RefSeq and is a predicted model, not a curated record. Lineage: Eukaryota; Viridiplantae; Streptophyta; Magnoliopsida; Fabales; Fabaceae. Gene Ontology annotation, molecular function: protein binding. Gene Ontology annotation, cellular component: membrane.